AGUCGCCGCAUCACCAACCGCAACACGUCUGGGCACGAACAAAGAACAAUGGCAAAAAACGAGGAGGAUGGGCCAACACCUCCACAAUACAGCAUCUUUAGGGGGGCACAAGAACCCGUCUUUGCUCUUUCGGCUGUUGGCGAGUGGAAAUUGAGACCUAUAGAAAUAGUGAACAGAUUCUUUGAUGGCUCGGUUAGCGGCGCAACUUCUGUAUGUGAUGCUCUGAUACGCCCUAAUCCCCUUUUGAAACAGGGAAUCGCAUUGCGAAGACACGCCACAUUUUUGGGAAAGAGCCAGUGCUGCUCCUGUUCAUUGGGGAUAUCGGGCCCUCUAUGCAAAUCAUCCAACUCUUUUCUUUCAACCUUGCACAUCAUCACUAUGCGACCCUCUAAACAACAACGACAACACAGAUAUUUCGCUGGCAAAAAAAAAAAAGGUAAUAGUAUCCCUUACACGGGGUUCUCCGCCCUCGAGGGUUCCACACAAACUCACACCACAACGACAGAACAAAAAACUCUUUUCUGCAACACCGAGCGAAGAACGCAUCAAUCUGUAACAGGAUGUAUAGGUGAUACCGUUACCGUCCCUGUUCAGUAUGCCCAACACUUACACACUAUACCGCCGGAAGGGAGCUGCCAGGAGACGCCACAGGGCGAUUUAGAAGAAGAGAAAAGGUUUAUGACCGGAUGGGGUAACAGACAUUUGCGGUAUAGCGCAACAAGAUACACUCCUACUCUCUAUCGAACGGCGGACGAGAGCAAUGUAAAAAGUGAAUCGGAGUAUGGGGAGGAAGGGGGGACUGAAAGGGAAAAAGGUGCGCAAGAGGAUGUGUUUCGUCCGCGCUCGAUUUCGAUAAAUUCAAGCCCUUUAUUGGCCGUGUCGUCGGACGACAUUCAGCUGUUGCUCCCCGCAUCAGAUCACAUCAGCAAUCAUAAUAAUAAUUUGCUUUUGUGGAGAUAUUGGCUUCCUCCUACCAGUUAUCAACCCAUCCUUGUUACAGCCAUCCUCACCGAACAGAAAUCCUACUCGAUACAUACUCCUAUAAGAGGCGAGCUCUCUACGCCCAUGCAGCCGCCAGGGUCAGGUCACGUAUGGGUCGCUGACCAUUCGCUGUUUGGAACGAGGGAAUCGAAGCUCAGAAGAAAACCGAAACGAAGUCCUUUGGACGCCUUCCUUACACCUGACGCACCACACAGGGACGCUGUUAACCAUCCGCCACCCGGGGGGCACAAUGAUGAUGGGGAUGGUGAUCGAUCAUGA
Molecule: messenger RNA, 1260 nt
Organism: Acaulospora colombiana
Lineage: Eukaryota; Fungi; Glomeromycota; Glomeromycetes; Diversisporales; Acaulosporaceae
Source: the annotation of a GenBank genome assembly